UCCAAAUUAAGCCAGGCCCCUCCCAGGAUAUGCCUUCUCCGGGGCUGGAACCAUAGCAAUCUAGUGUGGUUGAAGCAGGAAGAAGAAGCAGGUACAGGAGGUACCCUCCAGAAAACUCAGCUCGAACAGUUGCUGACUGACAGUGUGACCCCAGAGUCCCAGGACCAUGAAGCCUGUGGCCCUCCAGGAUUACAUCUGUUCAUUGGACCCAGCCUCCCUGCCCCGGAUCCUGAAGAUAUGCUCCGGGGUGUAUUUUCAGAGCUCCAUCUAUGAACUCUCUGGGCUUGAGUGCUGUUUGUCCACUGGAGACCUCAUAAAAAUCAUCCAGAUCAAUCUCAAGAAAGUGAUCUGUGAGAACCUGCAAACAGGCCACAUCACCGAGCUCCCUCCUGACUUCCCAGGCUACUUUAGCUCAACCGUCAACCCUCAGCUCUAUAGCACCCUGGACAAGCUGAUGUCUGCUGCCACCCAAAAUGGGGCACUGCCUAUCUACUUCAGCUCAGUGCAUGACAUCAAAGUACAGGGCAGAGUGGUGCCCAGAGACCAGCCCCUCAUGCUGAAGUCUGUGGAGACGUACCAAGGUAUCCGCCGUGCCUGCUGCAUGAUGGACUCAGGAACCCCCAAGUUCACCAUGUACCUACCUCUCUCUCUGCGAGGGACUUUUUACAGCUGGGGAUCAGGCUUCCCACAGACAUUACUCCAGACAUUACAGGGCCCUGUUCUGCUGGAUCGACCCUUCAUCUGCCCCACUCUCCACUGGAACUCCCUGAUCCUCCAACCUGUGUAUGAGAUUGAUGCCAUCAUGCACAUGCGUACAGAUAUUGUGAAGAUCCCGUCUACCCUGGAAGUGGAUGUAGAGGACAUCACUGCCUCCUCGGAGCAUCUUCAUCAACAAUUCAGCAAACCUUUGCUGCUAAGUGACAUCUUGGCCCAGGGUGGGCCCUUCCCAAUGCGUGUAGCGAUCCUAGAGGUCCCUGAUGGCCCCCCUGUCUUUCAUAGGUCCCUGAAGAAGGGUCAAGAGCUCAUGAUUCAUGGCCCAGCCUCCCCACCAUGGCGGGUACUGGCCUCCAGUAGGAGCCGGAAGACCCCUCGACACUUCCUCAUUUCAGGAGCCUACCGGGGCAAAUUGAGGCGCCGGCCCCAUGAAUUCCAUACAGCUUUUGACCUCCUGCUUGCCCUGUCACCUGGCUUUCCACUCUAUGUGGUGGCCACACAAGACUGGGAGGGUGAGGAGGGUGACUCCACUUCCCCUUCCCUUUUCAGAGGUGACCGAUUGGAGGUGUUGGGAAAGGACGAGGGCCCCAAUGGGGAGGUUCUGGUCUGUAAUCGACUGAGUGAUGUGGCUGGGGAGGAGGAAGAAGAAGAACAGAGAGAGGAAAAGGAACAGCUCUUGCUGCCCCUCUACUCCUCUUGUGGUUUUGUGGAAGAGAUGAGCGAUGGGAAACGCUACAGUCUGGCCAACCUAAUAACCCAGAUCCCACUGCCCUGUGAGGUCAAGGUCUUGGGCAAGGACCCUUCCCUUUCUGAGGACCCACUGGCCUCCUUACUUGGCCUACGGCUGGAGGAGAAGAUCACAGAGCCCUUCCUGACCAUCAGUCUAUCCACUGACCCCAAAAUGUGCUUUGAGAUCCCCCCUAGAUGGCUAGACCUGACUGUAGUGGUGGUCAGUGAGUCACUGGAGAAGCAAGGAGAGCCAUUGUUAACCUGCACAGUGGAAGAACUGACAGAUGCCUUCUACUACAAACUUCAGAGCUUGCAAUACUGUAGUGCCCAGGCCCCUCCACCCAGGCCCCCCAAAACCAAGCGAAAGUGCAACAGCUCAGCCAAGCCUAAUGAAGCCCCAAAGCCUGAGACAAAGGCCCCAGUGAAGGUGCCUGAACUCCCCGCCAAACACACCAGAGCGUGCUUCUUGCCACAGGCCUCCAAGAGCUGCUCAGAAGUAUACGGCAAAUCCUCCAAAGUGCGGAAGCCGCUCAGGAAGAGCCCAGAGAAGAGAGAAUCUGAUGAUUCUGACCAUGACUACGAGGAUCCUGAUGAAGAGCUCAAACAAACCAUCAAGAUGAUGGCAGAGACCAUACUUCCCUACUGUGACCAUGACUAUGAGUACGUGGGUGACUUUAGUUGAAGCCGACCUUUCAGGUGAUGGAGGGGACUAGGCUUCCCUACAAGGACCAAGAGAGGAAGUACUCCACCCAAGGGCAACUCCGCCAGCUUCCCGCUGUUCCUCGGCAUCCAGCUCGGAACCAGCAUGGGGGUGGUGUGGAGGGACAGUUCCUGACUCAGAGAUCUAGACCCUCCACACCACUGUCCUCCGGUCACCUUCGUGCUCCCGUGCUCCUGAGCUCCAGCUCCCGCCCUGGGCUUCUCAUUGAUGAAGGCUCACUCUAUCUAGUCCAGCCCAGAACCACACUGCCGUUGCCCUCUUGGAAUCUUCAUGCCAUGUUGUCCUUGGUGUACCCCACAUCCUUUCCAAGUCUUGUUCUGGGAACAGUAAUUAAAUCAUCACUCCCAUUCCUAAACAAGGGUGUGUCGAUCAAAGGUCCUUUGAUUUCACCCACCGUCCCUGUGGUCGAAACAGCCAAACCAAAACACAUUUCCCUGCCCAUCACUCCCAUGUGUAUAUUGUCUUCCCCCGUUAGAGUGAAAGGUCUUUCCAGAAACAGAACAAUUUAU
This is a messenger RNA of Phascolarctos cinereus (koala), 2673 nucleotides long. RefSeq names its product thymocyte selection associated family member 2 (gene THEMIS2). Gene Ontology annotation, cellular component: cytoplasm; nucleus. NCBI's taxonomy places the organism in Eukaryota, Metazoa, Chordata, Mammalia, Diprotodontia, Phascolarctidae. Gene Ontology annotation, biological process: T cell receptor signaling pathway. The record is from RefSeq and is a predicted model, not a curated record.